AUGUCUUAUCAAUGGUCGCCAGACUUGUUUGCAGAGAUUUAUAAUGCAAUCAAGUUUCAACCCGACGUUGAUAUUUCAACCGUUGAUUUAUCGAUAAUAUCUCAUGAUCUUACACAGGUUCUAAAAACACCAUCACCACUGACUGAAUCUCGAAACAAGUUGAAUGCCCCACUUAAACUCAGCAAUGGUGACGAGGUGCAAUUGAACGAAGCAUUUACCGAGUUGAGUGUAUUGCUAGCUACAGAGCUCGAUUUAGAUGAGGUCUGCACAGCGGAGUUAUUGUUUUAUAGCGAAGAUGUUAGUUAUAAAAAGGGUACAUCAUUGAGCGACAGUUCAAAAUUGUCUUAUUUUAGUCGUGGUGAAUACAUUUUAAACAUUUUGAUAUACCUCGUAGGGAAUAAGAUUUUGGCCUUGAGCCCGACUGAAAUAUUUGAUAACGCCAUUGAGAGUUUUAACAAAGUUUAUAAAUUAAUUGACAUUUUAAAUGACUUGAUUGACAAACAGAAGGUAACAGGAGACUUGCUGAGCUUGGUGUUCAUUAAUGGAAUCAAUUUUGCGAGAUCGCAAUUGUUCAAAUUCCACGAACUAUUAGGUACAUUAUUGUAUGCAUUGAGUGAGUCUUAUUUUGAUGAGGUUGGAUCGGUGACAAAUUACGAGAAAGUGAUCAAGGUGAUAAAGUCGUUGCAAAAUGAUGACGUUUUCGUCUUUCAUUUCCUCCCAUUCGUUUUGAAUUUUUAUGCUAAAGUGAGCGAUAACUCUGCAUUGGUCGACCAGUUGUACACGCUGAUUACAAAAUCAAUCCCGGUGAACCAGAAAGGAGAAGUAUUUGACUUGGCACAAUCUCAACUCCAUGGAUUUGAAAUCGUUACUGGAUUCAUCUUUUUAACUGAGUUUAUCCCUUGGUGCAAGUGCAACGAUACUAAAAAAUACGAUUUCCAAAAGAAUAUAAUCACUUACAUGGAGCUGUUAAUUUCAGUCGGAGUGAUGGAGUUGUUGUUAAGUUAUUGUGCUGAAACGAGUACGCCAGAAACGCGACGUGCUUUUGAGUUAUCUGAUACGUAUGAUUUCAGAUCUUUACUCCAAAGAACUGUACCGCCAUUUGCUCCUAAGAAGUUCAUAUACCAAGGCGCACCAGAGCUUUUGAAUUUGGCUAAACAGAGACCAGAGUUUGUCAAUGCCGUCAAAUUGGUUGAUAUCUCAUACUUAACCCUAAACCCAGAGCUCAACGACUCAUUGAUAUCUCCUUUGUUGCAACACUUUUUCAGUACAUUUGUUGCAGACGCUGCAUUGAUAUUAACCUCAUUACGUGACAGCGAAGAAGACUUUGCUUUGUCGUUUCUGGAUAGAAAUGAAGAGGUAAGCGAUGAUAGCGAUGAUAACGAAGAGCGCACAAACGCAGAGAAGCCACAGUUACUGGAGCUUGAUGAGAUUGCUCAACGUGCAGAUUUAGAACGAUUUUAUUUGGCUUUUGCCUAUACCUACAACAACAGACCUGAACUAUGCUCGGCAUUUUGGACGGACGAAUCCAACACCAAUGAAGUACUUGGCUUUUUAUCAUGGGGGUUGAAUAACAAUACCUCGCCUUUGAUUGCUGCUAGCUUUAGUGUUCUUUUGGCGUCAUUAUCUUCUGGUGGAUCAAGCAUUGCUAGCAAGAUAUGGGAUAUUUUGAUCAACAACAAUAGCCAUGCAAAGAAAAAUGAUUAUUCAAAAAUUUCAAUCGACUCCAUAUUUGACUCGUUAAAUUAUUACAUCGAAUCGCUAAACAAUAACUUUGAACAAGACUUGAACGACCAGUUGAGCGUAUACCACAAACGCCACGAGCUUGUGUUUUCUAACAAGAGAGUGGGGGACUUUAAGGAAAAUGGCGAUGAUAGGAUAGUUAUUGAACUAGCAGAAGACUCUAUUAUUUCAAUAUCUGGUUUUGUGAGGUUGAUUUCAUCAAUCAUGCUAAACUUGUCUGGUUCAGAGAGAGCAGAUCAGAUUAAAAAUAUAGCCUUCAACCGGUUUUUACCAAUUAUAAAGGGAUUUCUCGAAUUUGACAACUUAAUUAAUGGUGGGAAGGUUUUGCAAGUUGAUGUCAAUGCGCAUAACUCGACUAUGAAUCCAAGUUAUAUAAACUUGCCUGAUAUUCAUGUUUGUGACGAUUCAAGGAUUGUAUUGUUGAAUUUGAUUUUUCAACUAUUGGGUAAUCUUGCUGAAAACAAUCUGGAUUCUUUCAUAAGGUACGAAUCGUGGCGGUUGUUGGACCGCUGGAUGUACCAUGGUCUACAUUUAAGCCAACCCCAACUGAAUGAUUUGUUUAGCAAGCAGCUGGAGAGAAAGAAGUACACAAGGAAAAGAUCAAUUGGAACAAUUGAAGUGUUUGCGAAUAAUCUUACGCACUAUAGUCAAGUGCUCAAUUUUGCCGACCUUGUUAAAAAAUUGUUGCAACCAUUGAAUUUUGAUCACACUCUGAAGUACACUUUGGCUUAUCCGUGUGAUUUGGGAUAUGGUCAUAGGCCAAAUAACAAAAUUGGUAUAUGGCCCUACAUUGAGUUUCUUUUGGUUGAUGUGUUGGGUGAGUCACAUAAUUUAACAAAUGAAGAAUACAGAGAUUCUUUGCAGACGCUAAUACUUCAAUUGUGCGUUGACGCCUUACAUGAAGUCGAUUGGGAGUUUUUGAGCGAUUCUGCAUUGAAUAUUAUCAGAGAUUUCCGGUCGUUUGAAUCAAUUUUCGAUUCAUUGAUCCCUGGAUUGCCUAUUAAUUACGACUUGUUUGUCAAGUUGCAUCACUCAUUGGCUGUCCUUGCAUGCUUUUUCAAUAACAAGGUUUACAACGCCUUGUUCAAAGUUAUUGACCAUGGAGUAGAAGCAGUAAAUGCUUCUGCUGAGAUUGAAAAUUUGGUCAGUCUAGCAUUAAAUGUACUCAAUUCUUUGUUGGGAAUGCAAAACAAUUUCCGCAACCAUUUGCUACCUGUAUUGACGAGGACAAACAUACCCCAGCAACCUGUCCAUAGAAACUCGACUAUGAGCAUCAGUACAUCUAUGAACAAGGUCUUGAGCCAGCCAACUUCCAUCUUUGACAACAUUUAUCAAUCAAAAAUCCUUGCGCUCUCAGGUGUAAAAACAUUUUAUGAUGUGAUCUUGUUCAACUUGUCUUCUGUUGCCCAUAUUGCAUUAUUUGUCAAUUGUGAUAACCCUAUUUCACGCAAUGCUUUGAAAAUUUUGAGUAAAUUGGGGAAAGCCAAUCAUUUUAGAAGUAGCAAGUCUGAAGCGGACCCAUUGUUGAGUAGUGACCGUUUACUCACAACCUUUUUAAACAUUGAUGAAUCGGAAAAGAUUAAAUUUGCAUUCAUUGAUAAGUUUGAAGAGAUUGAGGAUACAUUGGAGAUCAAGUUCGAGAUUUUAGACCUUCUUGCUAGCUUACUCGAUCCCGUAAGGAGGACUCUUAACAUAGCACAUUUCUUAUUGGGGUUUGAAAUCAAAGCAAAUACUUUGAACUUGAAUGAGUCGCAACACACGACACUAUUAGACAUCCUAUUGGCCACGUUGCGCGAUAGUUUAAACAUAAUUUCGGAAUUGGAUUUUGCUAAUGGAAACCGUCAUGUUAUUGACGUUGGACCAGCAAAGUUGUCAUCAUUGAUUUUGGAGAUCUUGAUCAAGCUUUGCUCUAACCCCGUGUCUUCGGGAAUUUCCAUGAAUAGGGUGCGUGACUACAAUUUGGUUGAGAAGUUAAUCAACUUCCAGCCCAAGUUGGACUUGAUGACGAGCUGGUGUGGAUAUGAGUUUGAUGGAGAUCUUGGUGUCAGCGCUGAAAAUUACUUCAUUAGUUCUCUACCAAGCAUUGACUCGUUUACUGCAUUUAUCAUGCAACGUGAAUUGGCGUUGAAAUUGUUAUCAUUGGAGUUUUACAAUGCGCAUUCAUCCACACAGAAGGACUAUUAUUCACAACUUUUGCUCUCCAAGACUCAGUUCCCCAACCGGACAGCGAGAAUUAUUGAUUUUCUUGAUGUCUUGAACUUUAACUUCAGGAAUCUUGAGGUUGAGAAAUAUGAUUACUUGAACCGCUCGUUCAACGUUGAGAUGAUUUUGAAGAAAGUACAAGGUCCAAACUAUACGUUGGAUUAUUCGAUUUUGGAGAAGAUUUAUAGAAUAUUGUGCCAAGGAUCAAAUAUGGUAACACCCGAGUCGAAGCAGCAAUACAACGAAGAGGUAAUGACCGAAGGAAACAAAAUGCAGGAGUUCGUUACAAAGUAUCUUGUCAUGAACAAUUCACGCGAUGUUCAGUUGAGAUGUUUGGCUUCGUGGUGUCAAUUAGUGUUGGUGUUGCAGGAUCAGAUUACCUCAAGUGAUGUUAUCAUUGACGUGUUCAAUUCCCUUUUGCCCAAAGUUUCGAUUUAUCUUGAGUCUGAUAUAUUGUUUUCAGAAGAAUUGGUGUCGCUUUGCGUCUCAUUAUUUGACCUAUAUGAGAGUAAAUUUUUGAGCCUCGAGAAUGUCAAACAGACCGACUUGGCAGUGCAACAGCUUAUGCCAUUGUUUCAAACUUGCAUUUCUGGAGUAAUUAGUUCUCAUGUUACUCCAAAUAUGCGGUCCGAAUUCUAUGCGAUAUUGAACAAAUUCAUUCUGAAAGCUUCCCAAAACAAAUUGCUUGCCACGAAAAUCAUGGACGUGGUGAGCUCCAUUCACAAGAAGAUUUUACCAAUCUUGACUAAUGAUGCAUUGUACUCAGAAGGGUUAUCGCGCAUAAAUUCAAUUUUUUUGAUCGAGUCGCUCUUGAAGUUAGAAGAUCUGAGCCAAUCAGAUAUCAUUUUGAAACAAGUUGUCAAACAGAGCUUCUUGUCACAAGUCAUUAGGGCAUUAAGACGAACUGACGAGGUGAUCAAGUUGUCUACAUCCAAAACUUCUGAAUUGACAUUUAAUGAGCUUUUUGUUGAACUUACGGCAUUCAAGGCAAACUUGUACCUACUCGUCAAAAUAGCCCAGUCUCAAAAGGGGGCAUUACAGUUGGUGCAGAAUGAACUAUUUGCAACUUUGGCAAACUUAAACUUGUUGAAGGUUGACCCUGACUUGGGAUUGACAUUACAUGUGCAUGAGGUGCAGGAUUUUAAAAAUGUCAGCAUAAGAGUGCUCUUGGAUACGCCAUUAUCAUUAUCAGACUUGGUUAGCCCCGACGCCAAACAUGAAGACACAAUAUCUUUGAAUGAGUUGGUGGUUCCUGUAUUUGAGUUGGUAACAACUGUCCUCCUUGCAAUGGGUCCAACUUAUAAACCUGGCGUGGAGCAAACAAAAAAGUUCAUGAAAGCAGUCAAUGAGUUGGUUAUGGGGGUGUUGAAAAGGGACUACCUAUUGGAAAGUGGUCAAGUUAGUAAGGCUCUUUAUCAAAAGGAAGGAGGAGAGAUUCAAUUGUUGCAAAAAUUGGUGCGAUUGUUUACUGUUAUAGGUUCAAUAGUGGGUGAAUAG
Molecule: messenger RNA, 5439 nt
Organism: Lodderomyces margitis
Lineage: Eukaryota; Fungi; Ascomycota; Pichiomycetes; Serinales; Debaryomycetaceae
Exons: 1
Coding region: 1-5439 (1812 amino acids)
Biological process (GO): nuclear pore organization
Cellular component (GO): nuclear pore; nuclear pore inner ring
Molecular function (GO): structural constituent of nuclear pore
Source: RefSeq, a predicted model, not a curated record